Chenopodium quinoa (quinoa) is the source of this 1441-nucleotide messenger RNA. Its product is annotated as cysteine-rich repeat secretory protein 4-like. The record is from RefSeq and is a predicted model, not a curated record. The transcript has 3 exons. Lineage: Eukaryota; Viridiplantae; Streptophyta; Magnoliopsida; Caryophyllales; Amaranthaceae. The coding region runs from base 263 to 1171 and encodes 302 amino acids.
UAUGCUCAACUUAAAUCAACAAUCCUAAUUUAUAUAAUGAUAAUCAAGGGUGUAGAUUUUGUUUUUUUAGUCGUCACAAUUUUAUUGUAACCAUUGCAAAACUGUCCAGAAAUAAAAUAUACUUUUUUAUACGUUUUUUAAAAUUACUUUCGGAAAAUAUAACUAUAUAAUCUCCUUAUACAAGUUGAUAGAAAAAACGUAUAUCUUCCCAUCUUCCGUAAUAGCCAUCAAUUACAUACACCAAAAAAAAAAAAAAAAAAAAAUGGCUCCUAUCCUCCCAAAGAUUAAGCUCACACUUUUUUUGGUCAUUUUAUCCUUUCUUAUUAUUACCGUUAAUGCUCAACUUACUUACAUACACCAAUACUGUUAUGAUAGUUUUGGUCGUUAUAGCCUUUUAAGCGACUAUGAAACCAACGUUGAAACAGCAAUUGACGAACUCGCAUCAAGGGCAUCAACCACCUACUACGGCAAGUACGCCACUGGCCUUGGCGAAGACCGGGUUAUCGCCGUUUUUUCAUGUCGCUACGACAUAACCAAUGAAGAUUGCCAAGAUUGUGUUGCUAGUACCGCAAAUAAUGUUUCAAGGUGCUUCAGCGAUGUAGAAGGCCUUAUUGUGUACGAGGAAUGUACUUUACAUUACUCCAAUCGCUCCAUUUCCGGAAUUAUGGAAGAUAAUCCUCAGAUAAUUUCUUACAGUACAGGACUUGAUGAAGAUUUCAGGUUUAAUCAACUUUUGGACAAUACUGUCACUGAUCUAAUCAAAGAUGUUACCUCUGAAUUUGCUGUUUCCUCUCGCUAUUUCGCCACGACCACGGCAGAAUACUCGUCUAGUGAAACCAUCUACGCGCUUGCACAAUGUAAUCCGGAUAUUAGCUCUAUAAAUUGUAGAUUGUGCUUGCGAACAAUUUAUGAUGAUUUCAUGAGCAACUAUACAGGUACAAAUUAUGGGCAGAUCUUUACACGAAGCUGUAGGUUGAGUUACAUAUUGUCUAGUGAGGAGCUAAGUGAACCUUGGAUGUUUGCACAAACUUUUGAUGAGCGCAACCGUUACCGCACACCCAGAUAUAGUCCUCGAUAUUUCGCAUCAUCAGGAACACGAGGAAGUUCAAUUAUUGGAGUAAUUAUGAUAACAAGUCUUUCUUGUGUGGCCUUGUUUUUGAAGCUUCUCUGAUCUAGUACCAAGGCGAAGGAGUGUGUCAAUUCCGGUGAUUAUGUCGGAUUUUGUUAAGUCGAAUUGGAUCGGGUUGGUUAGUGUCCGGUCUAGAUAAAUAUGAAUCACAAUUUGCAUUGUGUACUUAAUUCAAUUGGUAGGUAUGCAUAAAGCAUAUGCUUAGCCUUUUGGAUGUCCCUGAUGUUGUAUGCGUGUUUGGCUACUUAACUACUACCUCUAUCCCUAUUUUUUUCGCCCCAUUAUAAUUAAAUGGGUCAAACAUAAAAAACU